UCACCUUUACCAUAGUUGUUUGCCUAGAGGUAGGAGGGGUAUGACUAAGCUGUGUUGAGAUCACCGAAGAUCCAAAAUACCAGUACACAAAAAUGGCGACAGUGGUGGGUGAAGCACGUGCCAGUUUGGAGCGUUCUGUACGCGAGCGCGUGCCGCCUCUGCUGACUGAUUUGUAUCAGUUCACUAUGGCGUAUGCCUACUGGCGCGCGGGCAGGCACAAACAGCACGCAGUUUUCGAGCUCUUUUUCCGUGAUAACCCGUUCGGAGGCGGCUUCUCACUUUUUGCAGGAUUGAACGACUGUUUGUUAUUCCUGCGGAAUUUUCGUUUCACCGAUGAAGAUGUGGAGUACUUGCGCUCUGUGUUACCUGCAGACACGGACCCUGAGUUUUUUUCCUACCUAAAAGAUUUAGAUUGCUCCGCUGUGUGCGUCAGUGCAGUGCCGGAGGGAACUGUUGUUUUUGCCAGGGUUCCCCUUAUGGAGGUGUCUGGCCCACUGGCUGUUGUUCAGUUGUUGGAAACCAGCUUGCUCUGUCUGGUCAACUAUGCCAGUCUGGUGUGCACCAAUGCCGCACGGUUUCGUCUAGCUGCAGGCCCCAAACUGCGACUCAUGGAGAUGGGCCUGAGGAGAGCACAGGGGCCUGAUGGAGGCUUGACUGCUUCUCGGUACACAUACAUUGGUGGUUUUGAUUUGACAAGUAAUGCUCUUGCUGGACGUCUCUUUGGGAUUCCAGUGGCAGGCACCAUGGCACACUCUUAUGUCACAUCUUUCUCCUCACUGGAUGAAGUAUUGCCAAAGACUCUGGUGCCCUCCAGGGGUGGUGAACCUGUUGACCUUGUCUCUAAGGUAAAGGACUGGUUAGACCGUGUAUGCCAGUUACUAAGAGCCGACCCUCAUAAGGUACGUGAAGGAGAGCUUGCUGCCUUCCUGACCUAUGCCAUUGCAUAUCCUCGUAACUUCCUGCCUGUGAUUGACAGCUACAGUGUCAGCUGUAGUGGGUCAAUCAGUUUUUGUGCUGUUGCUUUGGCGCUGUGUGAGCUGCAGUAUCAGCCUGUGGGUGUGAGGCUGGAUAGUGGAGAUCUCUGCAAGCAGUCUUUGCAAGUGUGCCAUGUUUUCAGAGAGUGCAGCAAGCACUUCUCUGUUCCUGCUUUUGAGUCUUUUGUCAUCGUUGGUACAAACAGUUUGUCUGAAAAGAGUCUCUGUGAACUCAACAAAAGAGAUAAUGAGAUUGAUGUUGUGGGAGUUGGAACUCACCUUGUUACAUGCACAGGUCAGCCCUCCCUUGGGUGUGUGUAUAAGUUGGUAGAGGUUGGAGGUCGGCCCAGGAUGAAGCUGAGUGAGGACCCAGAGAAGAGCACAUUGCCAGGCAAAAAGGCAAUCUACAGGCUGUUGGACACUGAUGGGCAUCCUCAAAUGGAUCUCAUAUGCCUAAAUGAGGAACCUGCACCUAAAGUGGAAAUUCCUUUAAAUUGUUACCCUUUAGGGCUGGACAAGUCUGUCCAGUCCAUCACACCUGCUCGGGUGACAAGCCUGCGGAUAGAAGUCUUCUCCUACGGUGAGAUCACACUCCCACUGAGCAGUUCAUCUGAGAAUCGAGUACAUGCACAGAACUCUCUUCAAGCCUUGUAUCCCCAUCAUAAAAAACUUCAGGAGCCAGAGCCUUAUACAGUUAGUGUUUAA
This is a messenger RNA of Trichomycterus rosablanca, 1679 nucleotides long. RefSeq names its product nicotinate phosphoribosyltransferase (gene naprt). The record is from RefSeq and is a predicted model, not a curated record. The coding region runs from base 93 to 1679 and encodes 528 amino acids. Gene Ontology annotation, biological process: NAD+ biosynthetic process via the salvage pathway. Gene Ontology annotation, cellular component: cytosol. NCBI's taxonomy places the organism in Eukaryota, Metazoa, Chordata, Actinopteri, Siluriformes, Trichomycteridae. The transcript is spliced from 12 exons. Gene Ontology annotation, molecular function: nicotinate phosphoribosyltransferase activity.